GUGUGAAACGUUUCCGGAAAGCACCGUCAAUGAGCAGCUGGGCUGAAUUCUCCUGUGUGAAUCCUGAAUUAAAUAAAGACGAUUUGAUAACCAGAAGAUCCGGCUUCACCGGUGUGACCACGCCCCUGCACGCUGCUGGCUCCGCCUCCUUUACCUGUAUAGCUGCAGCGCCGGCUCACCUGCCUGCAGAGCAGAGUUCAGACGCUGAAGGUCCCUGAAGCUGCUCCUCACCCUCAUCCUCAUCCUCACGCCAGUGGACGAUGUCCGGGGAAAGACGCUUCGUGUUCAGUGCCCGAGUGAUCGGAGCCGUCCACAGGGACUCACCCAAGCUGAGGGUGUUCAUGAUAUCGGUGUUGUGGUCCGACAAGGCUGAAGUUAUUGUCUACAGGUCCUUCAGCGAUUUCAAGAAACUUCACAAGCAGCUGAAAAAGAGAUUUCAACCCGUGAACACUUUAAAGAAAAACGAAAGAGUGAUCCCCAAAUUUAGAGGCCAGGCCAGGAGGAACAGCCUCCAGCAGAAAGCAUCACAGCGAUGCGUCCAGCGCAUGAAGUUCCUGGAGACCUACUGCCACAAGCUGCUGAAGUGCGACCACGCGGUGACUCAGAGCUACGAGGCGACUCACUUCUUCUUGCCCAACGACCACGACCUGCAGGCCGACUUCACCAAGAACAGCAUCGUGAUGCUGCUGUCUGACGAUGUGCCCGAUGGCGCCGCUGUGAGGCGUCAGCACGCCGCCAGCGUCACUCACCCGUUUGUCAGCCAGACUCACCGCUGCGUGGCUGCUUACGAGACAAAGGACACCAACAACCGGCCCUUUAAGGUGGCUGUGGACCAGGAGCUGGAGGUGCUGAUCAAAGACCCGGCAGGCUGGUGGCUGGUGGAGGACGAGGACAAACACCUGGCCUGGUUUCCUGCUCCCUACCUGGAGUUGUGGGACCAAGAGGGCGGCGGCGAUGAUGAUGAUGGUGACGAUGGUGACGAUGAUGUAUUCCCACUCGCAGGUGCCCUGUACUGUGCCGUGAGGAGUUACUCCACCAAGGAGGAGGACGAGGUGUCCGUGCCCAUUGGCUCCGUGGUGGAAGUGCUGAGGAAGACCGAUGACGGCUGGUGGUUCAUCAGGUUCGAUGGAAAAUCAGGCUACGUCCCUUCCAGGAACCUGAAACCUCACAACCACCCACUGCACCUCCUGCACAGAAAGCUGCACAGUUCCACUCUGAACCUGACGGCCGGCAGCGAUCUUCAGGCUCCUCGGGUUCCUCGGCCACGAGAGUCUCCAGGUCAGUCCAGAGGAGGUCGCCUCCAGAAGGCCCGAUCUCUGGACUUCCUCUCUGAGACGCAGUCGCCCUCGACCUCAGACGGCCGUGGGCGCAGCAUGAGCGCCGAGACCGACUUCCCCUCGAGCUCAUCAAGUCGCCCCGGCGGUCCCGCAGCCUCCCUGCAGCCCGGUGGCGGGGGGAGCGGCAGCCCCAUUAGCGUCCUCUCGGGCCGCCGUGGCUCCAGCACCGGAUCCGACAGCUCCGGGUCUGCGAGCUCCGGCGGAGGUGAGACGCCCUCAGCGGCUCCCGGGGUUCCCCCCAGACCCAAGACCGAGGAGAUCCUGACCCGGUGCAGCACCACGACCCGCAGGGCCGCCAUGGCCUCCAGGAGCCGGCUCUGAUUUAUGAAAAUGUCCUUGUAACACAUUUAACCUGUCGGCCGUGUUUUGUGCAGCACUGUUUAUAUCAUUAUUUACAUGUUUGUCAUGCAAGAGGUGCACGUUACUUUGGCAUGUAGAUAUUUGUUGAAAGUUGACCGUAAUAAAAGAAACGUAGCUUCAGUGAAGCGUCAGAAGGAACAAUGAAAUGUACACAACAUUUUUAUGCACAAGUGCACAAAUUGUCUGUAUAUCUUCUUCAGCUUUGAGUUGAAUAGAGACUGUUGGUUGAUUAUUUACUCUAAAUUCUCACAUGUUCACAUCAGCACAGAAACACGAAGCUUCCAAAUGAAGCCGCUGAAUGUGACGGUGACAGUUUCCUGUUAUAACAUGUUGCUAGUUUUGUUGCUUAUUGUAUUAAUAUUAAUAUUUAUAAUAUUGUCCUUUCAUGUACAGUAUGUUCUGCAUUAUUUAUGUGUAAACUUAUAAACAUGACAAUAAAGUCGGAUUUAAACUAAA
Gasterosteus aculeatus aculeatus (three-spined stickleback) is the source of this 2153-nucleotide messenger RNA. Its product is annotated as NADPH oxidase organizer 1. Gene Ontology annotation, molecular function: phosphatidylinositol binding; protein binding; superoxide-generating NADPH oxidase activator activity. Gene Ontology annotation, cellular component: cytoplasm. NCBI's taxonomy places the organism in Eukaryota, Metazoa, Chordata, Actinopteri, Perciformes, Gasterosteidae. The record is from RefSeq and is a predicted model, not a curated record. Gene Ontology annotation, biological process: superoxide anion generation.